Messenger RNA from Cryptomeria japonica (Japanese cedar), 1188 nucleotides. RefSeq names its product cysteine-rich receptor-like protein kinase 13. Lineage: Eukaryota; Viridiplantae; Streptophyta; Pinopsida; Cupressales; Cupressaceae. Gene Ontology annotation, molecular function: protein kinase activity; ATP binding. The transcript has 6 exons. Gene Ontology annotation, biological process: protein phosphorylation. The record is from RefSeq and is a predicted model, not a curated record. Bases 1 to 1188 code for a protein of 395 amino acids.
AUGGGUGCGCAUAGACAGAAGUCAAUAGAUCUGGGUGUCCCAGCUGAUGCCGCUGAUUUUUCCGCGCAAUUCCGGGUCAUUGAAGGACUGACCGAAAAUGUCAUCAACAGGGGAGAUAUGUCAGAACACAACAUACUUUUAUUAUCAUUUCUGGGUGUAAUCGCAAUCGCACUGGUUUCAGCUGCGGCAGAUGACCCACAGAUUACUUACCUCGGCUCUGGAUGCAGCGAGAGUCUAAACAGGACUUACAAAAAUUUUACUGCUUUCAAUAACAAUCAAGCUGUUGUUUUCGGAUCGCUUGCCUCAAAUCUGUCUUCUAAUGGAUCCCAUUUCGCCACUUCAGUCAUCGACAACGGCACCGCAGAUCCAGUGUAUGGACUUGUUCAAUGUAGACAAUAUCUCACACCCAACGAAUGCUUACAGUGCUUCACCGCAGCCAAGGCUAAAGUGAAGGAGUUUUGUCCUAAAUCUAAUGGAGCAAAGAUUCAUCUUCAUGGCUGUUUUCUGCGUUUUGAGAAUGACACUUUCUUUGAUGGGAGAGAACACGGUGGAGAUGCUGAGAAUUGCUCCACCGUGUCUGAGACUGUAGACUUCUCCAACACAGCUAUGCUCUACAAACGAUGGCUAUGCUCGUCCACAGAGAAUGAAAAUCGGUCUAAGUCCAAAAGAGUGCCUAUAUUGUUAGGAAGCGUUGGGGGGGGGGAGUUUUGUUGGCGGCGGUGUGUGUUGCUGUGCUUUGUAGAUAUUGCCAGUGCCGCCAGAGGUUUAAGAGCAUCAUCCCUGUCUUUGCCAAAACAGUUUGUGAGAACAGAACAUUUGAUGAUAAGAGGAUCUGGAUGCCAGAGAGAGCAAGUUACAAUUUAUAAUUACGAAACUCUUCGAGAUGUAACUGCUAAUUUCGAUCCCAGUAAACUACUUGGAAAAGGGGGAUUCGGCGAAGUUUACAAGGGAAAAGUUCUAGAUGGAAAAGUUAUUGCCGUUAAGAAGCUUAGCGAAAGACAAACAACGCAAGCCAUGAAUAAAUUUCUGACAGAAGUGAAGUUGAUCAGUAGUGUUCGUCACCGCAAUCUUGUUUGUUUGCUUGGCUGUUGCUCGCACGACCAUGAGCGAUUGCUAGUUUAUGAAUUUAUGGCCGUGCGAGCAACAGCCAAGCAAACGAACAAGAUUUCAGGUGACGAACACUACUGA